Danio rerio (zebrafish) is the source of this 641-nucleotide messenger RNA. Lineage: Eukaryota; Metazoa; Chordata; Actinopteri; Cypriniformes; Danionidae. The record is from RefSeq and is a predicted model, not a curated record.
UCAAUAUCACAUCUGAAAACUGAGAAAUCUCUCAUACAUCUGGCCUAAAAGAUCAGAGCAGAUCCUCUUGAGAACCAUGAAGUCUUUUCUGAUUGCUGCUUUUGUGUUUGGACUCUGCUGUGCCGUGCUAGCAGAGGAUGAAGAUCAUAGACAGAAGCGUUCAUCAAGCCGUUCCUCAGAGAGACAGCCUGGAGGCUUCUUCAACGCAUUUCAGCGUCCUUAUCCGUAUCCAUACUUUCCUCCAUUCAUCCCUCAGCCUCAGCCUCAGCCACUGCCUCUGCCUCAGUUCCCGAACAAUAAUGCUCUCCUCAGCCUCCUGCCAUUUCUGUUAGCACAGUUGGCAGCUUCUCCUGCUCCUGCUCCUGCCCCGGCCCCUGCUCCGGCUCCAGCUCCUGCUCCAGCUCCUGCUCCCCCUGGAGGCAGAUAAAAAUCACAGCUCUAUCCUUACAUAUGAUUAUGGGUGCACUUGUCCUUCUAAUUAAAAAAAUGCAUCAAAAAAUAAUUCAGAGCACCUUUUAACCAAUGACAGAAUUGAAUCUUGCUAUUAUGGGAUGGCAUUUAUUUUCCUGGAUCAAAAGUCUUAUUAGUUUUGCUCUUGGUCUCUAAAAAAUGAGAAUUAAUAAAUAAUCUGUGUUAAAUAA